GAGGGAACAACAACGAAAUACGAAAGGAUUAGUGUUGUAAGUGAAUCAAACAAAAGAACAGGCUUACAUAGAAACGUGGAUAAAGAAAUCGAGAACGCCUACCAAAUCUCACCAGCAAUUUUGUCAAACAAAUACCAGUUGAUCUUUCACGGAACCUUCUCUACAUAGACUUUAAUUCCUCAGUUAUCAAAGAAGGAAACAGCAUAGAGCCAUAGACACAAUACCCACCCGAUCGACCUCUUGGGAUCUAUAAAUAUUAUGCAUUUGUGAGGGGAUGCUCCCUCAUCUCUCAAUCUUACUUCUAUACUUCGUUCUUUAAUUUAAUCACUCACCAACUUCUGCAAGACGUCUGCUACAAGACACAGCCUCUGCAUCACAUCUUCAGCUUUCUCUCUACAUUUCUUGGCCAAUUAGUUUCAAGCUCAACUUUAGCGAAGAAAAUAUGGUGUUCAAGUUGAAUAAUCAGCUGCUGUCAAAGAUAGCAACCGGAAAAGGUCACGGUGAAGACUCGCCGUAUUUUGAUGGAUGGAAGGCAUACGACAGCGAUCCAUAUCAUCCCACCAAGAAUCCAUCUGGAGUUAUCCAGAUGGGUCUUGCAGAGAAUCAGCUUUGCUUCGAUUUGAUUCAAGAAUGGAUCAAGAACAAUCCUAAAGCCUCCAUUUGCACUCCAGAAGGAGCAGAUGAGUUCAGGGAUAUUGCUAUCUUUCAAGAUUACCAUGGCCUGGAAGAAUUCAGAAUUGCUCUUGCAAAGUUCAUGGCAAAAGGCAGAGGAGAUAGAGUAACAUUUGACCCUGACCGCAUUGUUAUGAGCGGAGGAGCCACCGGAGCUCAUGAGAUGAUCGCCUUCUGCUUGGCAGAUCCCGGCGAUGCAUUUCUGGUGCCUACUCCUUAUUAUCCAGGAUUCGAUCGAGACUUGAGAUGGAGAACAGGAGUUCAACUUAUCCCAGUUGACUGUGAAAGCUCUAACCAGUUCAAGGUUACAAGAGAAGCCUUGGAAUACGCCUAUGAGAUGGCACAAUUAGACAACAUCAGAGUGAAAGGCUUGCUCAUUACCAAUCCGUCAAAUCCUUUAGGAACAAUCUUAGAUAGAGAAACACUGAAAAGCAUUGUCAACUUCGUCAAUGAGAAGAACAUCCAUUUAGUCUGCGAUGAGAUCUACGCAGCCACAGUCUUUAGCCAGCCUGAAUUUGUAAGCAUCUCAGAGAUAAUAGAGGAGGUGGAGUGCAACCUUGAUCUCAUCCACAUUGUUUAUAGCCUCUCUAAAGACAUGGGAUUCCCUGGAUUUAGAGUAGGAAUUGUUUACUCUUACAAUGAUGCAGUUGUGAACUGUGCUCGCAAGAUGUCGAGCUUCGGAUUAGUAUCGUCGCAGACUCAACACAUGAUUGCUUCAAUGUUAUCAGAUGAUGAAUUUGUGGAAAAUUUCAUCAUGCAAAGCAAGAACAGAUUAGCUUCAAGGUAUAGUAACUUCACUAAGGGGCUUGCUCAAGUGGGGAUCAAGUGUUUGAAGACGAGCAAUGCAGGCCUUUUUGUAUGGAUGGAUUUACGUAGGCUUCUCAAAGAGCAGACGGUUGAAGGAGAAACAGCACUUUGGAGAGUGAUAAUUAAGGAUGUUAAACUCAAUGUUUCGCCAGGUUCUUCUUUCCAUUGCACCGAGCCAGGAUGGUUUAGAGUUUGCUUUGCAAAUAUGGAUGAUCAGACCAUGGAAGUUGCUCUGUCAAGAAUUAGAACAUUUGUGCUCAAGAACAAGGAAGCCAUGAAGCCAGUGAAGAAAUUAUGCUGGCAAGGCAGCCUCAAACUCAGCUUCUCCUCUCGAAUAUACGAUGAUUUUGUCAUGUCUCCCCACUCUCCUAUUCCUCAAUCUCCUCUUGUUCGAGCCAGAACUUGAACUGGAUUUGUGGAUCUUGACGAGGUAUCUGGAGUGAAAAAUGCAAUAGAUGGAAGAGGAAUCUAUUUCAUUAGAGUCCGACCAAAGUAGGCAGCCACACCAAUAUAAAAUAACAUUUAACCUUUUCUAUGCAGGCAUGAACUUUUCUACUUCUCAGGGCAGUCCAGUCGUAUAAUUAUUCCUGACCACUGUAUGUUUAUUCUUUUAUUGUUUAUAGGUAGUGGGAGAAUGAUGCAUGUAAGCUUUGAUGUAGUAGUGAUAGCCAGUCUCUGUCUUAACCCGUUUGGCAAACA
Molecule: messenger RNA, 2178 nt
Organism: Manihot esculenta (cassava)
Lineage: Eukaryota; Viridiplantae; Streptophyta; Magnoliopsida; Malpighiales; Euphorbiaceae
Product: 1-aminocyclopropane-1-carboxylate synthase
Exons: 4
Coding region: 443-1885 (480 amino acids)
Biological process (GO): amino acid metabolic process; biosynthetic process
Molecular function (GO): pyridoxal phosphate binding; transaminase activity
Source: RefSeq, a predicted model, not a curated record